This is a messenger RNA of Aphanomyces astaci, 1097 nucleotides long. RefSeq lists its product as hypothetical. The coding region runs from base 1 to 969 and encodes 322 amino acids. The record is from RefSeq and is a predicted model, not a curated record. NCBI's taxonomy places the organism in Eukaryota, Oomycota, Saprolegniomycetes, Saprolegniales, Verrucalvaceae. The transcript is spliced from 3 exons.
AUGAGCAACGACGAUCCGUACGCCGACCUGCCGAGCGCUAUCGCUGCCCCCGCUCUCGCUACAUCGUUCGUGGCGUCGCCCAAACGAUCCCGUGAAGACGAUGAUGUUCCUUCCAUCAAGAAGGUAGCAAGACGCGACAUGCGUCACGUUGCGUUUCGUGACGACGUGGACGCCACGGUUGAAGAACCAGUCGACGAGGUCAAGCAGCCUCUCAAAGUCUUGGACAUCCGUCAGACGAUUGAGAAGCUCAAAGGAUACAUGCUUGUGGACAAGAAGUUUGGGAAAGCGUCGGCGCUGUUUAGCGCGCUUCUAGAAGAACAAUGCACGUCGACCCCCCGACCGGACGAGCACACGAUGUCGUUGCUCAUGGAAUGCGUUCAAACGAUCAUGAACAGCAAACCCGAACGCAUCCAUCACGCGAGCUUCCGCGCCGCCUAUGCCGCGCUCGUCCGCGUCGUCGACAAACACCGAACAUCCCUCCUACGCACAUCCGAUUUCGACAGCGACGUGAUCGAGAACUGGGUAUUGGACGCCGUCCUGCACAACGACUUGUUCACAGACGACACGUACGUGUUCGCCAAGGCCGCCAACCUCAUCGCCGCGCACAUCACGGGGCGGCGGGACGAAGCUGUGAGCAUGGAGAACUUGGCGGAUGUUGCGGCGUUAGAUCGGGUGCUGCUGCCGUGUCUGCGUUCGUUGAUGGCGCGACACGGCACCGCGUGGGCAAAGACGUCGGUGGAGAUGGUGCUGGCGCUGUGUACGUAUCGACGGCUGACGUUCCACGACGGCGAUCGCAAAGAGGUGGACGAGUGGACGUCCACGAUCCACCAGCGGAAAGUGGCGCCGUCCAGCCGGGGAAAGCACGCCGCCGCCGCCGCCGAAAUGCGCAAGAACAUCGUCGCGUACAACGACACUCAGACCGGCAUCAAAGUCGGCAAGUCGAACCAUCCGUUGUUUAACAAGGAUUGAAACCAUCGGUCUCUCAAUGAUGAUGCACACAUACUCACCCACCCACCGUCCUCGGAAGCGAUACAUUGGUCAUGGAUGGGCAGGAUGCAUCCAAGGGAAGCCUAUGAGGGCUCCAUGAGAUCGCAUGG